CUAGGGUUCGCUCUAAUGCGACUAGAGGCUCAGCCCGUCCCAUUUCCCGGAUUAGCCCCAGAGGAAACAGACUUGCUUGGCUUUGUGUUCCCGCCGCCCUUUCGUGCGUGGCUCUGGGGCGGUAAGAAGAAACCUCUGAAGCAACCGAAGAAACAGGCAAAGGACAUGGACGAGGAAGAUUUGGCCUUCAAGCAAAAACAGAAGGCAGAGCAGAAGAAACUUGAGGAGCUGAAGACCAAAGCUUCUGGGAAAGGCCCCCUUACUGGUGGUGGCAUCAAGAAGUCUGGCAAAAAGUAGUUAAAGGCGGUAGAAGAAGCAGUCUGCUCCCAUUGGUUGCUUGUCUAUGCAAUGGAUCUGUAGAUUCAUGUAGUCAAGAAAAUUCACUGUCAUUUGAGCACCUUGUACAUUUUGCUCAGUCAAAAUAAAUUGUUUUGUUAAGA
Molecule: messenger RNA, 440 nt
Organism: Gopherus evgoodei (Goodes thornscrub tortoise)
Lineage: Eukaryota; Metazoa; Chordata; Testudines; Testudinidae
Gene: TMA7
Product: translation machinery associated 7 homolog
Exons: 4
Coding region: 16-297 (93 amino acids)
Source: RefSeq, a predicted model, not a curated record